Molecule: messenger RNA, 3349 nt
Organism: Symphalangus syndactylus (siamang)
Lineage: Eukaryota; Metazoa; Chordata; Mammalia; Primates; Hylobatidae
Gene: MLIP
Product: muscular LMNA interacting protein
Source: RefSeq, a predicted model, not a curated record
AGUCAUUGGUUUGCUCGCUCCCUUAUGUGAUGAAUCAAUGCUUUCAGAACAGGGGCUUCUGAGUGACUGCGGGAACAAUUACUUCCAAAUGACCUCGUGCAUCUUAUCAGGGAGCAUUCAGACCACACCCCAGGUCUCUGCUGGUGGUUCUGAAGCCAAACCUCUGAUCUUCACAUUUGUCCCCACUGUCAGAAGACUACCAACCCAUACUCAGUUGGCUGACACCUCUAAAUUCCUUGUAAAAAUUCCAGAAGAAUCAAGUGAUAAGAGUCCAGAAACUGUAAAUAGGUCUAAAUCCAAUGACUACUUGACCUUGAAUGCUGGGAGCCAACAAGAGAGACAUCAAGCGACGUUGACUUGUCCUUCAGAGGUCAGUGGAACGAUUUCACAAGAAAGGGAAUUUGAAGCAAACAAACUUCAAGGAAUGCAGCAAAGUGACCUCUUCAAAGCUGAAUAUGUCCUUAUUGUGGACUCUGAAGGGGAAGAUGAGGCUACAAGCAGAAAAGUUGAACAAGGCCCCCCAGGAGGGAUUGGCACCGCAGCUGUCCGGCCCAAGUCUCUAGCAAUCUCUUCCAGUCUGGUCUCUGAUGUAGUGCGUCCCAAAACACAGGGGACUGAUCUCAAGACCUCAUCACAUCCUGAAAUGCUUCAUGGGAUGGCCCCUCAGCAAAAGCAUGGGCAGUUAACUUCUUCUCCCACUACCUCUGAGCAGCUUGCCUGUAAACCACCUGCUUUCUCCUUUGUUUCUCCAACUAAUCUGAACGCACCACCCGACCCAGUUAACCUCGAGGGAGCCUCUGUCCUAGAGGAGUUCCACACUAGGAGGCUGGAUGUCGGUGGGGCCGUGGUGGAAGAAUCAGCUACGUAUUUUCAAACUACCGCUCACUCUACACCCUUUUCUGCAUCGAAGGGCACCUCCUCGACGUUACUGUUUCCCCAUUCCACUCAACUAUCAGGUUCUAAUUUACCCAGUUCGACUGCAGCAGAUCCAAAGCCUGGACUGACCUCUGAAGUUCUCAAGAAGACAACUUUAACCUCGCAUGUCCUUAGUCGCGGAGAAAGUCCGAGAACCUCUUCUCCUCCACCAACCUCCAGUGCUUCUCUGAAGUCGAAUUCAGCCUCGUACAUACCAGUCCGCAUUGUCACGCAUUCACUCUCUCCGAGCCCCAAACCAUUUACCUCCUCUUUCCACGGCUCUUCUUCCACCAUCUGCAGCCAAAUGUCAUCUAGUGGAAAUCUUUCAAAGUCAGGGGUAAAAUCCCCGGUGCCUUCCCGGCUUGCCCUUCUCACUGCCAUUCUCAAGUCGAACCCUUCCCACCAAAGACCCUUUUCCCCUGCGUCCUGUCCCACGUUCUCUCUCAACUCCCCGGCCUCUUCCACGCUCACACUUGAUCAGAAAGCAAAGCAGACCCCACCUACGCCUAAAAAAUCUCUCUCAAGUUGUUCCCUGAGAGCCGGGUCACCAGAUCAAGGGGAACGCCAGGUUUCUGAAUUGACCCAGCAAUCUUUUCACCUGCCUGUUUUCACCAAGUCUACUCCGCUUUCUCAGGCGCCCUCCCUUUCUCCUACAGAACAGGCUAGUAGCAGCCUUGCUUCCAUGAAUGUAGAGAGAACACCAUCACCUACUUUGAAGAGCAAUACCAUGCUCUCCCUGCUACAAACCAGUACAUCCAGUUCUGUGGGUCUUCCUCCUGUUCCACCAAGCUCUUCUCUUUCCUCUUUGAAGAGUAAACAGGAUGGUGACCUCAGGGGUUUUCCAGAAAACCCCAGAAACAUUCACACGUACCCUUCUACAUUAGCCUCCUCUGCAUUAUCUUCUCUAUCUCCUCCUAUUAAUCAAAGAGCUAUGUUCUCUUCUUCAGAGAAAUGUUUCCAUCCUUCCCCAGCUCUUUCAAGCCUGAUAAACAGAUCUGAAAGAGCAUCAUCCCAACUGUCUGCCCAGGAGCUGAAUCCUUCAGCUCUUCCUUCACUCCCUGUCUCCAGUGCUAGCUCUGCCUCUCUUCCCAACCUGAGGUCCUCCUCUCUCCCUCAUGCCAAUCUGCCCACCCUGGUGCCCCAGCUCAGUCCCUCAGCUCUGCACCCACAUUGCGGCAGUGGUACCUUGCCUUCAAGACUUGGGAAAUCUGAAAGCACCACCCCCAACCACAGGUCACCUGUUUCAACCCCAUCACUUCCCAUAUCUCUAACAAGGACAGAGGAGCUGAUUUCACCUUGUGCAUUGUCCAUGUCAACAGGCCCAGAAAAUAAGAAAUCAAAGCAAUACAAGACCAAGUCAAGCUACAAGGCUUUUGCAGCAAUCCCUACAAACACAUUGCUUUUGGAACAGAAGGCACUAGAUGAACCAGCCAAGACUGAAAGUGUCUCCAAGGACAACACACUAGAACCACCAGUGGAGCUCUAUUUUCCUGCACAGCUCAGGCAGCAAACUGAAGAGCUCUGUGCUACCAUUGAUAAGGUCUUACAGGAUUCCUUGUCUAUGCAUUCUUCUGAUUCUCCUUCAAGGUCCCCAAAGACAUUGUUGGGUUCUGACACAGUCAAAACUCCUACAACUCUUCCAAGAGCAGCUGGUCGAGAAACCAAAUACGCAAAUCUCUCCUCACCAUCUUCUACAGUAUCUGAGAGUCAGCUGACUAAGCCUGGAGUAAUUCGCCCAGUGCCUGUAAAAUCCAGAAUAUUACUGAAAAAUGAGGAUGAAGUCUAUGAACCCAACCCUUUCAGUAAAUACUUGGAAGAUAACAGCGACCUCUUUUCUGAACAGGAUGUAACAGUCCCUCCCAAGCCUGUCUCGCUCCAUCCUUUAUAUCAGACUAAACUCUAUCCUCCUGCUAAGUCACUGCUGCAUCCACAGACCCUCUCGCAUGCUGACUGUCUUGCCCCAGGACCCUUCAGUCAUCUGUCCUUCUCCUUGAGUGAUGAACAGGAGAAUUCUCACACCCUCCUCAGUCACAACGCAUGCAACAAGCUGAGUCAUCCAAUGGUGGCUAUUCCUGAACAUGAAGCUCUUGAUUCCAAAGAGCAAUGAAGUUGGAGCAGAGGCUGAAAACACAGGCUGCUGAUGUUUUUUGGAAUGCUGGUGCUAACCACUUGCUAGAUUUAACUUUUUUUUUUUUUCCAGAAUGAGUGCUCCCUUUAUGAGCUGCAGUGCAGCAGAACCAAAAAAAGAGUUUGCUGCAAUUAUAUAGCAUCACAGUGCUCUGCUAACAGCCAGCAAAGGAGAGAUUUACCCACAGCUUUUUGCACCACUGUUCAAGCCUUUAAUGCCUUCUACUUAAUAUUAAGCUGACAGCAGUACUAACGUGCCCCUAUAUUUAGCAGCCAAAUAAAGAAGAAUCAUGGGUAAAUAGAAGAA